This is a messenger RNA of Kazachstania africana CBS 2517, 1425 nucleotides long. It is a transcript of the gene SLI1, whose product is annotated as N-acetyltransferase. The transcript has a single exon. Lineage: Eukaryota; Fungi; Ascomycota; Saccharomycetes; Saccharomycetales; Saccharomycetaceae. The record is from RefSeq and is a predicted model, not a curated record. Gene Ontology annotation, molecular function: N-acetyltransferase activity. Bases 1 to 1425 code for a protein of 474 amino acids.
AUGAACGGUGCAUCAGUAAGGCAAUUGGCACCAAUAGAAAAAUACUUCUAUCACAGAAGUGAUUUAGGUUUACAUACCUGUUUCUAUUUAGGAGUGGAGCUUAGUAAAAUUCCAAGUAAGGAUAAAUUUAUUCAAGCAUUAAAAAAAACCAUUGCAGAGUUACCAUUAUUCCAUUGCAAUAUUGACAAAGGAUCUGGUAACUCUGAUUUGCACGCCAAAAAUGUUCAAGGUGUGAUCAAUUUCGCUGAUGUCGUUGAGUUUAGGAACGAUAUCCAGUUCCUAUCUACGAAGGAAAUUAACGAUAUAUUCCAAAACUACGAUUUCAACUAUGGUAAGGAAUCUUUCCUGUGGAAGAUCUUAGUUAUUCCAUCACAGAACCAAUUGCUCUUAUUAUUGGAUCAUGCAUUAUAUGAUGGCAAUUCUGGUGUAAAGUUUUGGGAGGUUUUCAUGACGUCUCUACGAGAAGCCAAGUGCAAUGUGGAAGAACAAGAGGAUGAGUGUAUCUUCAAGGGGGAUAAAUCAACUGAUUUUGUUCUUGAACCGCAUCCUUAUGAUAAGUGGCCUGGUACGUGGAGCUGGGCGGUAAAGAAGGUUCUGGCAAAAAUGCUAUUCUCUGCUUCACCAAAAAUGAUUACAAAGAUCGAUAGCAAGUUUAUGCAGUUUAAAGACUACCCUUUUGUUGAUAAACUUCUGGAGAAACCACCAAAAAAUGGAAGAAAAUAUCAAGUAAAUAACGAUAACCUACAAUGGCAAUUUCGUCUUACUCCUGAAUCGUUGAAAAAAAUGUUGGAAAGCUGUAAAAAGAAUAGAGUGUCACUGACUUCUUAUUUGGUUGCGUUAUUUAUAAUGUCCUUGAGAGAGAUAAAUGAAAAUAAAUUGUGCGGUGGACCGUCGGUGAACGUCAGUAUUCCAAUGAAUACCAGAAUGAAGUGUAAAGAAAGAUUGAAUCUCAGGGACGAAGAAGUACAAGUAGGAAACUUUGUUACUGGUCUAGAUUUCAAGACGAAAAUGGAAAAACAGGAAGAGACCACUAUUCUAAAUGUGGCUUCAAAGGUUCAAGAAUUUAUUACAAACGAAACUUUGAACAACAUAGGAGACAAGAUUAAUGCUAUGAAUUUAUUAAAUGUUGUAAACCAAAGAAGGUUUUUGGAGGAGACUUUGAAUUCCAUUAAUGAGGGGCCAGGUUCCGUGUUCGAAGUGACAAAUUUGGGUUUCAAAGACUUUGAUAGAAACUGUGACACUCAGUUAAACUUUUAUAUCAAGGACAGUUUUUUUAACGUACCUAAGGGUAUUUAUAGUGUUUUCACUUGUGCAAUAAUAUCUACUCCUUUAGGUGGUUUGAAUUGUACAGUCUCCUUUCCUAAAGAAUUGGCUGAUACUCUUGAUAAGCCAUUUUCGUAUGUCAAAAACAAGUUAAAUUUAUGA